This is a messenger RNA of Colletotrichum gloeosporioides, 720 nucleotides long. RefSeq lists its product as uncharacterized. The transcript is spliced from 2 exons. NCBI's taxonomy places the organism in Eukaryota, Fungi, Ascomycota, Sordariomycetes, Glomerellales, Glomerellaceae. The record is from RefSeq and is a predicted model, not a curated record. Bases 1 to 720 code for a protein of 239 amino acids.
AUGAGAGCCUCCGCUGCUACCAUUGCCGCCGCGCUUUUGACCGCGGCCGUCCCCGCUAUCGCCUAUCCUGCGACUCUGCAAACUCGCGACGGCGAGACUUGGAAGAGUGACAAGGGCGGAAAUGUCAAGGUUGAGGUCGGCAAUGAAUUGAUUCUCUAUGGAACCGCCUUGCCCUCAGCUACUCUCAACGCUAUUCUCGAGCAGUGCGGGGAGUUGAGUUGCAAGCCGGGAGAGCCUGUCAAGGCCAAGACUAUGCGUAUCGGCGCUGGUAAUAUGGGCCAAGAGACGGAGAUGGUUCUCACUGUUGAGGGUAGCUUCGCUAGCGCCGGAGAGCCUGGCGACAAAGCUCAUCUUGUUGAAAUGGCCAAGACAGUCAUGAGAAAGAUGUUUGAUGAGGGGAAGCACAAGCUGGAACAGAACGUUCCUUACUACACCAAGCCCUGUCAACAGACUAAGAACGGUUGUAUCCACAAGGACAAAUUCUACGCUGAGCAAUGGCAGGCCACGGACCAUGUCAAUGUUCGUUAUGAGGACGAGAAGACGGGCUUCAAAUCGUUCCUCAAUGUCGGAUUCUCCCACCCCGAGACGGAGAGCCUUGACGGCGACAUCUGCGCCGGUAUCGCUGGUAUCGGUGGCGCCAUGGCCGGUGCUAUUUCCUCUAUUCAUCCGAUAGCAGGUGUCGGUUUCUCACUUGCGUCUUUUGGCUGCGCUUUUAUCUGA